This is a messenger RNA of Panicum hallii, 1767 nucleotides long. Its product is annotated as UDP-glycosyltransferase 73C1-like. The record is from RefSeq and is a predicted model, not a curated record. Gene Ontology annotation, molecular function: UDP-glycosyltransferase activity. Bases 89 to 1615 code for a protein of 508 amino acids. The transcript has a single exon. NCBI's taxonomy places the organism in Eukaryota, Viridiplantae, Streptophyta, Magnoliopsida, Poales, Poaceae.
UUCGUUGCCGCUUGAGUGGCCAACAUUCUCUAUCCUUCCGGCUGCUCCCGGCCUUCGUUGCCACUCGCUUGUACGGGGCACGUCGGCAAUGGCGCCCGCGGAGCCCGCCGUCGCAGCUGCCACGACCACGACAGCAACGCUGCCGCCGCCGCCGCCGCCGCCGCCGCCGCACUUCGUCCUCGUCCCCUUCGUGGCGCAGGGCCACAUCAUCCCGCUGGUCGACCUCGCGCGCCUCCUCGCGGAGCGCGGCGCGCGCGCGAGCGUCGUCACCACGCCGCUCAACGUCGCGCGGCUGCGCGGCGUCGCGGAGCAGGCCGCGCGCGUCGGGCUGCCCCUCGAGCUCGUGGAGCUGCCCUUCCCGCCGCCGGGCUCCGGUCUGCCCGACGACUGCCAGAACGCCGACAUGGUCGCCGACAACUACCAGUUCCUCCCCUUCUUCUUCGCGCUGCCCGAGCUCGCCGGCCCGUUCGAGGCCUACGUGCGCGCACUGGCGCCGCGCCCGAGCUGCAUCAUCGCCGACUGGUGCAACCCGUGGACGGCCGGCGUGGCCAAGAGCCUCGGCAUCCCGCGGCUGUUCUUCCACGGGCCGUCGUGCUUCUUCUCCCUCUGCGACCUCCAGGCCGCCAACCACGGGCUGCACGAGCGGAUUGCCACGGGCGGCGACGAAGACCAGCACGCCGUGCCGGAAGUGCCCGUGCCUGUUACGGUGACGAAAGCCACCGCCCCUGGUUUCUUGAACCACCCAGCGACCGAGGUGCUGCGCGACGAGGCCAUGGAGGCCAUGCGCACGGCCGAUGGCGUCGUCGUGAACACGUUGCUGGACCUCGAGGCCCAGUUCGUCGCGUGCUACGAGGCGGCGCUGGGCAAGCCGGUGUGGGUGGUCGGCCCGCUCAGCCUCUGCAACCGGGACGUGGAGUCCACGGCGUCGCGCGGCAAGACGGCCGCCGCUGGCCGCCAGCAGGCGAUCACGGCGUGGCUGGACGAGCAGGCCCCCGGCUCCGUUGUGUUCGUCAGCUUCGGCAGCAUCACGCGCAAGCUCCCGAGGCAGCUGUUCGAGGUCGGCCACGGCCUGGAGUACUCCGGCAGGCCGUUCAUCUGGGUGGUGAAGGAGCCCGAGGCGGCCGCGCCGGAGGUGCGAGAGUGGCUGGAGGCCCUAGAGGCGCGCACGGCGGGGCGAGGCCUCGUGGUGCGCGGGUGGGCACCGCAGCUCGCCGUCCUGUCCCACCGCGCCGUCGGCGGGUUCGUCACCCACUGCGGCUGGAACUCGCUGCUGGAGUCCAUCGCGCACGGCGUGCCGGUGGUGACGUGGCCGCACUUCGCGGACCAGUUCCUGAACGAGCAGCUGGCCGUGAGCGUGCUCGGCGUGGGGGUGCCGGUCGGCGUGACGGCGCCCGUGAUGAUAUUCGACGACGACACCGUGGCGGUGCCGCGGGAGGACGUCGUGCGGGCGGUGUCGGCGCUGAUGGGCGGAGGGGCGGAGGCCGAUGGGAGGAGGAGGAAGGCCAAGGAGUACGCGGAGAAAGCUCGCAGGGCCAUGGAGAAAGGAGGGUCGUCGUACGAGAACCUGACGCAGCUCAUUGAAAGCUUCAGGCAAAGUGGUGGCAAAGAAGGCUAAUCUUAAAACCCGGAAAGAAAGAAGGAAAGAAAGAAAGAGAUUACCCUCUGCAAUGGCAGUACGGAUGCAGAAGCUUGUUAUGUUCAGUGCUAUCAACGUUGUGUCCUGUAACUUUGAGUGAUUUAUGUCCAUUGUUUCUAUUUUUCACUCAA